AUGUCCAGAACAACGAGUAUUUUGCGGAUAUCGACAUUUCUUUUCUCCCUUCUUCUACCUGUUUACAGCCUUCCGAUUACUGACAACCGGAUCCCAGAAAUUGCACAAGAACCGAUAGAAAUCACUUAUCAAGACUACAUUGAACGAAUUCCUUCUACAGCUCCGCGGAUACGAGUGAAACGAUACUCGAUUGAAGGCUCGUAUUGGGGAGUCCGUGAGAUCUCAUGGAAAGUGGCGAGGAGCAGUCGAUCACUUGGAGAAGCCGAAGUGAGAAGAGUGUUGAGGAGAGCGUUUAAGGUGUGGGAAGAACACUCGGAGCUUCGAUUUGUCUACAAACCGCAUGGCGCUGUGCAUAUUGAGAUCUUAUUCGCUGACGGGGAUCACGGUGAUGGAGAGGCGUUUGAUGGGAGAGGGAAAAUCCUCGCGCACGCCUAUUUCCCAAGAUUCGGCGGUGAUGUUCACUUUGACGACGCUGAGACGUGGAGUCCUGAUAAAUACGGCGUUGGAAUCGAUCUCUACGCGGUAGCCGUUCAUGAGAUCGGUCAUUCUCUUGGAUUGAAACACUCAUCGGAACGGCAAGCAAUCAUGGCUCCAUUUUAUCAAACUUACAAAGGAGAUGCACUACAUUUACAUAAAGAUGAUAUUGAUGCCCUUGACAAGCUGUAUGGCCCAUCGGGUGCUGUUACUGGAUUGGGGUUUAGUGAGAACAAGAAUCGCUUACCGGAUAUUUGCAGCUAUCCGAACCUCGACGCGAUGACGAGAACUGGCAAUGGAAGCAUUUACGCGUUUCAAGGUGAAUUCUUUUGGAAGCUGAAAGAGGGUGGUGGAGUGUUGGAUGGACCGUUGAGAAUUGAUCAGCAUUGGCCUUUCGAGGGACAUAUUGAUGCAGCUUUAACCGAUACGGAAGGAGACACUUAUGUCUUUAAAGGUUCAAAGUACUGGCUACUUGGCCAUGAUGGAAAAGCUCGAUAUGGAUAUCCUCGCUUGAUCUCACAAGGACUCGUUGAUACACCGGAUAAUAUCGAUGCUGCUCUCGUUUGGCAUGCUGAUGAUCGACCGUAUUUCUUUAAAAAGAACAAGUACUGGCGCUAUUCGUUGAAAGGAAUGCCGCGUGGUUUUCCAAGAAGUUUAAAGAGUUUGUCAAGGAUGCACGUCUUCGAUAGAAUCGAUGCUUCUUUGCGAUACUCGGAUGAGAUCAGCUAUGUGUUUGUCGGGCCAAAUUACUAUAGACUAGGCGGAAAGAGAUUCCCCCGGAUUCUGCCUUCCAAAUCAAAAUCAAUCGCCAAAGAUUGGUUCGGAUGUACGGAUGGAAAUACGCCUGAGCAU
Mesorhabditis belari is the source of this 1326-nucleotide messenger RNA. The record is from the annotation of a GenBank genome assembly. NCBI's taxonomy places the organism in Eukaryota, Metazoa, Nematoda, Chromadorea, Rhabditida, Rhabditidae.